Trichoderma asperellum CBS 433.97 is the source of this 1497-nucleotide messenger RNA. RefSeq lists its product as uncharacterized. Gene Ontology annotation, molecular function: sulfite transmembrane transporter activity. The record is from RefSeq and is a predicted model, not a curated record. Gene Ontology annotation, biological process: sulfite transmembrane transport; transmembrane transport. Gene Ontology annotation, cellular component: plasma membrane. Lineage: Eukaryota; Fungi; Ascomycota; Sordariomycetes; Hypocreales; Hypocreaceae.
UUGAAUCGUCUUUGGACUCUUCAACUUGAUACCGGGUUGCAUUAUUUCGACCACCUCUGUUUCUCAAUCAUGGCGAUAGCAACCGCCGGGGCAUCCACGCCCGCCGCAGACAACCAAGUCGCAGCUAACCACGACGACUCAUGUUCUCAAAGGCUUUGCAAGAAUAACCGUGGCUGGCGGAGAAUCGUCCGCAACUUUACUCCAUCAUGGUUCGCCGUCAACAUGGGCACAGGCAUCGUCUCCAUCCUCCUCCACAACCUCCCCUGGAACGGCUACUGGCUACACAUCAUCUCCUACAUCUUCUUCGCCCUCAACAUCCUCCUCUUCACAAUCUUCUUCACAAUCUCCCUACUACGAUACACCAUCUACCCGGAGAUUUGGGGCGCCAUGAUUUCUCACCCUGCACAAUCUCUCUUCCUGGGCUGCUUCCCGAUGGGCUUUGCAACAAUCAUCAACAUGAUGAUCUUCUCCUGCGCCCAAUGGGGCCCCUGGCUCGUCUACCUCGCCUGGGCCUUCUGGUGGAUCGACGUCCUCGUCUCAUUCGCAACCGCAAUCUCCAUGCCCUUCAUCGUCAUGCACCGCCACCGCCCCGGCCUCAGCGAGACCACGGCCGCGCUCCUCCUGCCCAUCGUCCCGGCCGUCGUCGCAGCAGCUACUGGCGGCAUCGUCGCUGAAGCCCUCCCCUCCAUCAGCCACGCCUAUGCCACGCUCGUCGUCUCCUACGUCCUCUGGGGCAUCGGCCAGGCCCUCUCCGCCUGCGUCAUGGCCCUCUAUUUCCACCGUCUGACCGUCCACUCGCUGCCGCCGCGAGAGGUCAUCGUCUCCGUCUUCCUUCCCGUCGGACCCCUUGGCCAGGGCGGCUUCGGCAUCCAGCAGCUCGGCAGGGUCGCCCUCAAGGUCAUCCCUCACACGGAGAUGUUCCACGUCGCUGGCGUUGAUCCCACCCGCGGCGCCGAGUUCCUCUACUUCCUCGGCAUCUUCUUCGGUAUCGUUAUGUGGGGCUUCGCCCUGGCUUGGGUGUGCUUCGCUCUCAUCAUCUUGAGAACCACGCGGUCGUUCCCCUUCAACAUGGGCUGGUGGGGAUUUACUUUCCCGCUGGGCGUGUGGGCAACUUGCACCAGCGCUCUGUGGCAGAAUCUGGGAAGCGAGUUUUUCAAGUAUAUAACUACUAUCAUCUCUCUCAUAGUCGUCCUUCUCUGGAUUGUCGUCAGCCUAAGGACGAUACACCGCGUCGUUACUGGCGAAAUGUUUGUUGCUCCUUGCCUCAAGGACCUCAAAGAGAAGCAAGCACCUAUCAGUGAUAGUGAAGCAUAAAUCACGUCAUAGUUUUGCUUUCUCUUUCUCUUUAUAUUUAUAUCCGUUUGAUUUUCAAUCUUGCAUUUAUACACAAUAAUAAUUACGGCUAGAGUAGGCAAAAGGGUAUGGAGGGUAUGGCGCAAUAUGGGCAGAUAUACUCGAAGCGCUUUCAACAAAGCGUCUUCUUUGAUAUUGCAUUCU